AUGGUGCACUUAUUAUUUUGGCUCCUGACUCUUUUACACAAAAUGUGUCCGGGACAUGCUUGGGUGGUGAGUAACUUUCUUAUGACGGGACCCAAGACAUAUCUCACCUAUUCAAGAAGCGUGCAGGAGGGCGCAAUGAGUGGGAUUGAGGAGUGCAGACACCAGUUUGCGUGGGACAGAUGGAACUGCCCCGAAAGCGCAACUCAGUUUAAAGGACUGAGACGAGCCACCAGAGAGACCUCUUUCGUCCAUGCCAUCAGUGCAGCGGGGGUCAUGUACACUCUGACCAGGAACUGUAGUCUGGGAGACCUCGAAAACUGCGGCUGUGAUGUCUCCAAGAACGGUAAAAUUGGUGGUAGUGGCUGGCUGUGGGGUGGCUGUAGUGAUAACGUGGAUUUCGGAGAGAGGAUUUCCAAACAGUACGUGGACGCGCAGGAGACAGGUCAGGACUCCAGGGCUGCAGUCAACCUGCACAACAAUGCGGCUGGGCGCCUGGCAGUGAAGGCAACAAUGAGGCGCAUCUGUAGAUGUCACGGCAUGUCUGAGAGCUGCAGUGUCCAAACCUGCUGGACGCAGCUGUCAGAUCUCAGAGACAUCGGCAACUACCUGAAGUUGAAGCACAGCCAAGCGCAGAAACUUGACAUCAACAAGAAGCGCAUGCGUGCUGGCAACAGCGCGGACAACCGAGGAGCCAUCGUGGACGCGUUCGGCAGCGUGGCCCAGACUGAGCUCAUCUACCUGGAGGACUCCCCGGACUACUGCAGGAGGAACACCAGCGUGGGGCUGUAUGGCACCGAGGGCCGGGAGUGCCUGCAGCACGGGGAGGGGCUGACCCAGUGGGAGAGGCGCAGCUGCCGCAGGUUGUGUCAUGAAUGCGGCCUGAAGGUGGAGGAGAGGCGCACGGAGGUAGUAAGUAGCUGCAACUGCAAAUUCCAAUGGUGCUGCACGGUGAACUGCGAGGACUGUUCUCAGGUGAUAGUCAAACACGUGUGCGCCAGGAGGGAAGCGGCUGAUGGGCACGGCUAUAGACGGAGGUACCGUGGACCCAAGUGA
Messenger RNA from Notothenia coriiceps (black rockcod), 1053 nucleotides. RefSeq names its product protein Wnt-8a-like. Gene Ontology annotation, cellular component: extracellular region. Bases 1 to 1053 code for a protein of 350 amino acids. The transcript has 6 exons. Gene Ontology annotation, molecular function: cytokine activity; frizzled binding. Gene Ontology annotation, biological process: multicellular organism development; neuron differentiation; cell fate commitment. NCBI's taxonomy places the organism in Eukaryota, Metazoa, Chordata, Actinopteri, Perciformes, Nototheniidae. The record is from RefSeq and is a predicted model, not a curated record.